This is a messenger RNA of Macadamia integrifolia, 2172 nucleotides long. Its product is annotated as alpha-farnesene synthase-like. Gene Ontology annotation, biological process: diterpenoid biosynthetic process. The coding region runs from base 78 to 1928 and encodes 616 amino acids. The record is from RefSeq and is a predicted model, not a curated record. NCBI's taxonomy places the organism in Eukaryota, Viridiplantae, Streptophyta, Magnoliopsida, Proteales, Proteaceae. Gene Ontology annotation, molecular function: magnesium ion binding; terpene synthase activity. The transcript is spliced from 7 exons.
CCCAACACUUCUCAUCUUAGAAUUCUUUCUCUAGCAUCCCAAUUCCAUGAUAUAGAGAAAUCUGUAACCAAGCCAUUAUGGAGGGUACCAUAGCUACGACUAAGCAUGUUAGCAGCAUGGUUUUAGGUAUUGGCCUUAGAUCAGCCAUAUCUGUAUCCGCUGUUCCUUUAUGGUGUCGGCGGACAAUGGUACCAAUACAUGGCCAAUACCAGAUCGGUGCACAUCACAGACAUGUAGGUAAAGCCAUAGUUUGCAGUGACGGUGCCAAUAACAGGCGAACUGCCAACUACAAGCCAAACAUUUGGGAUUAUGAUUCUGUGCAAUCAAUGCGAAGCAAGUUCAUGGGGGAUACCUACAAAAGACGAGUGGAGAAGCUGAAGGUGGAUGUGAGACAUAUGCUCAUAAAUAAUGACGAAAUGGUCUUAUUGGCUAAGCUCAAUUUGAUUGACGAUCUCCAAAGGUUAGGUCUGGAGUAUCACUUUGAGAAGGAGAUCAAGGAAACAUUGGAUGCUUUGAUGUCAAUCAAAAACAGUAGUGGUAGAAUAAAUGGUGAUGAUCUCUACUCUACAGCUCUAUGCUUCAGGCUUCUCAGGCAACAUGGAUAUUUUGUGUCACAAGAUGUGUUUAUCAGCUACAUGGAUGAAACCGGUAAUUUCAUGACUAGCCUUUCUCAGGAUGUUAAAGGAAUGCUUGCCUUGUAUGAAGCUUCACACCUUGCUAUAGAGGGUGAAAACCUAAUGGACAAGGCUAAAGCUUUCUCUACCAAAGCUCUAAAGGAUCUCGAGGGAAAUUUGGAGCCAUGCCUUGCUGAACAAGUUGCCCAUGCGUUGGAGGUUCCUUCCCACUGGAGGGUGCCAUGGUCGGAAGCUAGGUGGUACAGUAAUGCAUAUGAGAGAAAGGAACAUAUGAACCCUAAUUUAUUAGAACUCGCCAAAUUGAACUUCAACAUGCUACAAGCUACCCAUCAAGGAGAGCUCAGGGAAAUAUAUAAGUGGUGGAAGAAGGAGGGCCUUGCUGAGAACUUGAGCUUUGCAAGGCAUCGAUUAGUGGAGUGUUUCUUAUGGGCAGUGGGAACAGUUUUUGAGCCUCAAUAUGGUUUUCUUAGAAAAUGGCUGACAAAAAUCAUUAAUCUGAUUAUCCUAAUUGAUGAUAUUUAUGAUGUUUAUGGCUCACUGGAUGAACUAGAGCAAUUCACCGAUGCAGUGGACAGGUGGGAUGACAAGAAAAUUGAGCAUCUUCCAGACUAUAUGAAGAUAUGUUUUCUAGCACUCUAUGGAACGACUAAUGAAAUCUCCAGUGGCGUUCAGAAAGACCCGAAUAGAAACAUAAUUACCCCUCUUAAGAAAGUGUGGACAGAUUUUUGUAAAGCAUUAUUGGUGGAGGCGAAGUGGUACAAUAGUGGAUACUCACCCUCUUUAGAAGAGUAUCUAGACAAUGCAUGGAUCUCAUCCUCAGGGGCCAUCCUUCUAGUUCAUGUACAUUUUGCUCUAACCCAAGUGAUGAGUGAUGAAGAAGUAGGUUUCCAGGAGACCGAUCAGGAUCUUGUGUACUAUCCAUCCAUGAUCAUUCGACUUUGCAAUGACUUGGGGACUUCAGCGGCGGAGUUAGAAAGAGGUGAUGCUCCAUCAUCAAUCCUAUGUUACAUGAGAGAAGCAAAAGUUUCUGAGGAGAUAGCUCGAGAGCACAUAAAAGGCAUGAUAGUGAACUCAUGGAAGAAAAUUAAUGAAAAAUGCAUCUCCCACUCAUCUCAUUUGCCUCCUAUGUUUCUUAAUUUAACCUACAACAUUGCACGAGUGGCUCAUUUUUUUUACCAAUAUGAAGAUGGCUUCGGGGUUCAAGACCGUGAAACCAGAAACAAUGUCCUAUCUUUGCUAGUUCAACCUAUCGAGCUUCAUCAUCUCAACAAAACUCACUCCAUUAAAUUAUGAUUGGUGAUGGUUUCAUAUAUCUCCACAAAAAAGGACAAGAUCAUAAACAUGAUGAUGAUGGUGGUUUUUUUGUUUUAAUUUUUUAAGUGUAAAAAUGUAGUGUCUUUCAUGAGAUGUAUUUUUCUUUUUCUCUUCUUUAAUAAAAUUUCUGUUCUUUAGCGAAAAAAGUAAAUGUAUAUUUUGUUGUGUUUUAGUCAUUGUUCCUCAGUAUUUUGCAAUUAUCAAUGCAAUAUAAAGCAGACAU